This is a messenger RNA of Diaporthe batatas, 3317 nucleotides long. RefSeq lists its product as uncharacterized. The transcript has 3 exons. The record is from RefSeq and is a predicted model, not a curated record. Gene Ontology annotation, biological process: glucan catabolic process. The coding region runs from base 643 to 3153 and encodes 836 amino acids. Gene Ontology annotation, molecular function: beta-glucosidase activity. Lineage: Eukaryota; Fungi; Ascomycota; Sordariomycetes; Diaporthales; Diaporthaceae.
CUCGACAGCUCACCCUGGCAGCCCCAACAGUAACCAAUUCCGCCCUCCUCCCCGCCGGGGGAUAUUGGGGACGGGACUGGAUGUGCUGGGUCAGGUGGACGCUUGGCCCAGACAUUCAAUUGUUCUUGGGCAAGUGCCUAGCCGAGAGGCUGUUCCGGGCUGGGUGACCGCCGGCUCGGGCAAAGCCAGGCCACGCCCUUCUCCAUGGCAACCCACUCGCUACUUGCACCUGCUGCUUGCGUGACCCCCGGGAAGCUGUAACCCAGCGGGUUCCGACUGAUGUCCAGGUACGACACAAGCUCUCCAUGUCUGUGCCAUGCCAUAUCCCGGCAACACGGCUGGACCCACGCCGAGCUGGCCUGAUGAGCUCGAUCGAGCCUUGUGGGCUGGAACUGUCACCUUGUCAGGCACGUCACCAUGUGCCUGGAUACUAUGUUAUAAGUGAAGGAGGUUGCCUCUUCCUCACUCCUGCCUGUCCCCACUCACUCCCUUUGUACGCCCCUCAUUGAAUGCUAGUCAGUGGAUGGUUCUUUUUGAAUCUCCUUCCUUCCAUCACAAACCCUGGAAGGCCUGCCUCGACAACUUGGCUGUGUGGAGCAGACUGUGGCUGUCCUUCUCCAAUUUCUUCUCUAAUUCUGCACCAUGGCAGACAUCAACGUUGAGGAGGUCCUCAAGAAGCUCACCCCUAGCGAGAAGUGUGACCUCUUGUCUGGCAUUGACUUCUGGCACACAAAGGCCCUUCCUCACCAUGGAAUCCCCUCCUUGCGAACUUCCGAUGGACCCAAUGGUGUGAGAGGCACCAAAUUCUUCAAUGGCGUCAAGGCAGCCUGCUUCCCAUGUGGAACGGGCUUGGGCGCAACCUUCAACCUCCCCCUGCUCGAGGAGGCAGGCCGCAAGAUGGGCGACGAGGCCAAGUCCAAAGGGGCCCACGUAAUCCUCGGCCCAACCAUCAACAUGCAGCGCUCACCUCUGGGCGGCCGUGGCUUUGAGUCCAUUGGCGAGGACCCAGUACUAGCUGGGCUCGGCGCCUCGGCACUCAUCAACGGCAUCCAGAGCAAGGGGAUUCAGGCCACCAUCAAGCACUUUGUAUGCAACGACCUGGAGCACAAGCGCAACGCCACUCAGGCCAUCGUGACGGACCGGGCGCUGAGAGAAAUCUACGCCAAGCCCUUCCAGAUCGCGGUGCGAGACUCCAACCCGGGGAGCUUCAUGACUGCUUACAACGGCAUCAACGGCACGUACUGCAGCGAGAACAAGGAGCUUCUGGAUGGGCUCCUCCGGCGCGAGUGGGGCUGGAAGGGGCUCGUGAUGAGUGACUGGUUCGGUUCCUACAGCACGACCGAGUCUGUCCUCGCAGGACUGGAUCUGGAGAUGCCCGGCCCCCCGAGAUUCAGGGGCGAGGCCUUGAAAUUCAACGUCUCGACAGAUAAGGUGCGGGAGCACGUUCUCGACGAGAGGGCCAGAGAGGUACUCGAAUUCGUCAAGAAGUGUGCUGCGUCCGGGGUGAAGGAGGGCCAGGAGGAGAGGGCGGAAAACACCCCCGAGACGGCUGCGUUGUUAAGGAAGAUUGGUGGCGAGUCUCUCGUGCUUCUCAAGAACGAGAAGAACAUCUUGCCUCUGAAGAAGGAUAAGAAGACCGUCGUCAUUGGACCUAACGCUAAGAUCGCGACUUAUCACGGUGGCGGUUCCGCAUCACUUGCCGCCUUCUACGCUGUCACGCCAUUCGACGGCAUCAGCGCCAAGUUGGACUCGCCGCCUGAGUACUCUGUCGGCCAUUAUGCCCACAAGAUGCUGCCGCUCCUGGGGGCAGUGCUGAAGUCCAAGUCUGGCAAACCCGGAAUGACAAUGACAGCGUACAACGAGCACCCAGACGAGAAGGCGGACCGCACGCCUCUGGACGUCGUCGAGCUGGACAAGACUGACCUGCUGUUGGUGGAUUACUACAACCCCAAGAUCACCUCCACCAAGUGGUAUGCGGACCUCGAAGGUUCUUUCGUCGCUGACGAGGAUGCCAAGUGGGCGCUCUCGCUGGUCGUAAUCGGCACGGCCAAGCUCUUCUGCAACGGAAAGCUUGUCGUCGACAACGACACUGUCCAGAGACAAGGCGACACCUUCUUCGGGCAGGGAACCGUUGAGGAGAUCGGUCACUUCAGCGUCAAGAAGGGCGAGACGUAUCACUUCAAAGUGCAGUUCGGAAGCGCGGCCACUUCGAGGCUGGCCGGUGGGAAUGUAUUGUUCGGAGGCGGCGCGCUGAGGGUUGGUGGCUGCAAGAUCAUCGAUGCCGAGAAGGAGAUACAGAGAGCUGCGGCGCUGGCCAAGGAGGCAGACCAGGUCAUCAUCUGCGCGGGUCUCAACGCGGACUGGGAGACUGAAGGUUCAGACAGGGAGAACAUGGACCUGCCCCCGGGUCUGGAUGACCUCAUCACAGCAGUGGUGGAGGCCAACCCGGACCACACCGUCGUGGUCAACCAGUCUGGCACUCCCGUUACAAUGCCCUGGGCUGACAAAGCCGGCGCCAUCGUUCAAGCCUGGUACGGUGGCAACGAGACGGGCAACGCGAUCGCCGACGUCCUCUUCGGCGACGUCAACCCGUCCGGAAAGCUCAGUCUCAGCUGGCCCAUCAAGCUGCAGCACAACCCGGCCUUCCUCAACUUCCGCACCGAGGGCGGACGGACCAUCUACGGCGAGGACGUGUACAUCGGGUACAGAUACUACGAGUUCGCGGACAGGUCGGUGUUGUUCCCCUUCGGGCACGGACUCAGCUACACCACGUUCCAGUUCAGCGGGCUCGAGGUCUCCGAGGCAGACGGCAAGCUCAGUGUCAGCGUCAAGGUCAAGAACACGGGCAAGGUCAAGGGUGCCGAGGUGGUCCAGGUCUAUAUUGCGCCCAAGAAGAAGGCCAAGGUCAACAGGCCGGUCAAGGAGCUGCAGGGCUUCGCAAAGGUCGAGCUCGAGGCCGGAGAGGAGAAGGCGGUCAAGGUGGACAUGGAGACCAAGUAUGCUGCGAGCUACUUCGAUGAGGAGAGGAGUAAGUGGAUCGUCGAGGAGGGCGAGUACGAGGUGAUUGUCAGCAAUAGCAGUGAGGUCAAAGAGGACAAGGCCGUCAGGGGAAGCUUCAAGGUUCCCGAGACGUUCUGGUGGAGCGGUAUCUAGAGCUGAUGCUUGCUUAUAUCAGGAGGAUAUAGAAGCCAGCUCAUACUUGAUUACUGACAGAAUCAAGAAAGCGAGCUUGAUAGAUGGUGGGCUUGAGUCCAAAAUGCUUGUGUCUUGACUCGAGACAGUCACAGAUAGAGAAGAAAAUGAAUAAGAUUCCAACA